CGUAGACAAAAAGUGACGCGGCACCAUCGAAUCCGUCAGACAAAUAGAACCGGGCUCGGGGGCAAUUUAGGGAAUUCGUGAUCGGAGUAGGAGAGGAGAAAGGAAGGAGAGAGCCUGUUUGUUGGAAGAGGAGACUGUUGUUGAGAGAGUUCUUCGGGCAUCUGUUGGAAAGACGAAAGCUCUCUCUUCGAAUUGCAGAGAUAAAACCAAAUUCCACUCCGCCGCGAUCGCCGCCGUGCGCCUCAGCUACCGAUAGUAAGAUUCCUUGCUCGUGAAUUUCUUAACCGAAUUGAUUGUAAUUGGACGGGAUCAAGAGAUUUGUUUGGACUAGUUUUUUGUUUUUUCUUUCCACUUGCCCGUCUGCUUGCGUGAUCUAGGAUGUUCCGGUGUUUGUGUUUAUGUUUCCACCAUUGAGAGGAUGCUGGGUGGCUUCGAGCUCUGUAAGUUAGGGUUCGAAUUGGCUGUGUGGGAUCAAACUUUGGAACUGUGAUUUAGAAAUGGAACUGCGAUAUGUUGCUUAGAGGAAUGAACUUGAUAUUAGACUUUCGGUUUUGUCUGGGUUUCUGGUUGAACAAUCUCUAAGUGGUGCUGCGCUGUAUGCUGAUGUUCUAUAAUAGCUUGGCAAAACUUUAUUUUGGCUUUGUUGUGCAUUUAUUUGUCCAUGGUGAAUGGUGAUUACAAGCCUGGCUUGGUAGAUUUUGCUGCCGGAUACAGCUCUCAUGUAACGUUGAGAGGAACGCUUGAUCUGUAGAGUGGCGGCGUGAAAGUAUGAAGUAGAGUAACUUCAUAUGUAUGUAGUCUGAUGUUUAAUUUAUUCCAAAACCUUUCAGGAUUGUCGAUUCUAUGGUGUGGCGAGUAUCAAGUUAGGAUUAUGAGACAUUGUUUCUUUUAAUCCUAUAGGUGAGAAGGGACAAGCGAUACAUCCAAUACGCAGCGCAAACAUGUUCUCCUUGUUCUAUGGCCUUUUUAAGUACGUGUUCAGUAAGACGGAGUUUCAUGUGCUCAUUCUUGGGAUCGACAAGGCCGGGAAAACAACCUUGCUAGAAAAGUUGAAGACAGUGUACUCGAAUUCUGAAGGCCUCCCCCAUGAUAGAAUUGUUCCAACCGUUGGACUCAAUAUUGGUCGUCUUGAAGUGUCGAAUUCCAAGCUUGUGUUCUGGGACCUUGGAGGGCAGAUUGGACUUCGCUCAAUUUGGGAGAAAUAUUAUGAAGAAGCACAUGCUGUAGUGUAUGUAAUUGAUGCUGCUUGCCCUUCUCGUUUUGAAGAUGCAAAAUCUGCUUUAGAGAAAGUGCUUAGGCAUGAUGACCUGCGAGGUGCCCCUCUUCUGGUGUUGGCAAACAAACAGGACCUUCCAGAUGCUGUAACAGCUGAAGAACUGGGAAGAUAUCUAGACCUGAAGAAACUGGACGAAAGGGUUUACAUGUUCGAAGCUGUUUCAGCAUAUGAUGGGUUGGGUAUCAAAGGAAGUCUAGAAUGGCUAGUCGGGGCAAUGGAACGGAGCAAGAGAACUGAAACAUUGAGACUGCGUGCAGGGAUGGCUGGUCCUGGUGUCUAGCAAUGCAAUCAAUUUUGGAAUCAAGAUGAGGAACCUUUCACCACCUGGGCUUUUCAGUAGCUUCUGUAAAUAUACUACAGAGGGUUACGCAGCAUCCUACUCGCGACUUGUGUACUAAUUCUGCCGUACUAUGCAUAUUCUUUCACCCUCCUCUUCUCUACUGCGGAGGAGCAAGUUAGUUGUAGGGGAGGAAAUAUGAUUACAUGAUCUACUCGUAAAAAAUAUGUGUAAUGAAUUGAUGAUCAUUGG
Molecule: messenger RNA, 1805 nt
Organism: Linum trigynum
Lineage: Eukaryota; Viridiplantae; Streptophyta; Magnoliopsida; Malpighiales; Linaceae
Source: the annotation of a GenBank genome assembly